AUGAAUGAGAAUAUGGAUUUAACGCCGUAUUUGGACGAUCUUCGAUGCAUCGAUGAUGCGAACGAGGAUCUCGACCCGAUUAUCGAGAAGCAGAAGAUUAUCGAAAGACAAUCAGAAAGGUCGCCAAAAAUUGAUGAUAGCCUGGCUACGGUUCCGGAAACAUCCAUAUAUUCAUUGAGAAGUCGAGCGUUAAAAGAGGAGAUGCUGAGUGAUGAGGAGAGGAAUGAAGCAAAGAAAUUGGAGUUUAAAGUACCGUUGAAAAAAGAAUCGGCUGAAGUUUUGUUCGUACCCACUAUAAAACCAAGGAAAUAUUCACUGAAGCCUGAAAUCAAGCAGCUUGAAAGUCAGGUCGCCGAAUUUAGCCAAAUAAUUAGCGAUAAAUGUGCGCGAAUACGCCAUUUUGAGAUCGCAUUCCGCUCAAUGGAAGAAAGAAAUGAGCACUUGGCUGCCGAAAACACGCGAAUGCGCAAUGAGCUGACUGUUAUAAUUGAUUUCAUCCGCUAUUUUUUACAGGCCGAAAAGAAAAAUCCGCUGUACCGAUUGAGGCGUGAGAAGAACAACGAUGCGGUAAGACGCUCGCGUACAAAAGCAAAGCAGCAGCAGAAGAUGAAAGACGAGCAGAUCAAGCAGCUUGAAAGUCAGGUCGCCGAAUUAAGCCAGAUAAUUAGCGAUAAAUGUGCGCGAAUACGCCAUUUUGAGAUCGCCUUCCGCUCAAUGGAAGAAAGAAAUGAGCACUUAGCUGCUGAAAACACGCGAAUGCGCAAUGAACUGAAUGUGAUGAAGAGGCGAUGCCGAUGCAUGCAUCGUCCCACCACUGCUGAUGCUGCUACUGCUGUUGCUGUUGAUUUGGAGGAUGUGCACUGA
Gongylonema pulchrum is the source of this 864-nucleotide messenger RNA. Lineage: Eukaryota; Metazoa; Nematoda; Chromadorea; Rhabditida; Gongylonematidae. The record is from the annotation of a GenBank genome assembly.